GAAAGUUUCUCACUUGGAUUUAAGGUUGUGAGCAGAAUUCGCUGUCGAAAUCUCAACACUUGUCAGUAACCCAGUUCGACACAGCAGCGACUGUUUCGGAACGAUGCAAAAAACACAUUGAAACCGAAAACCAUACAGUGUCAAACAGGAGAGAGAGAGAGAGAGAGAGAGAGAGAGAGAGAGAGAGAGAGAGAGAGAGAGAGAGAGAGAAUGAGAUGAGACUCUGUUCAAACAUUUAGCUUCUGGAUUCCUUUCUUUAUCAAUAUGGAUAGCAACAACCAGAUUUUUAUAGCUUAAAAGAUCAGAGAGAUUGGUUUAUAAAUUUGCAGGGUCUCCUUUGUUGAAGAAAGCAGAGAUAUUGGUUUAUAAAUUUGCAGGGCCUCCUUUGUUGAAGAAAGCAGCACUCUCUGUGUAUCUGGUGGGAGUGUUGAUGGCGAAUGGUGAAGUGCAAGGACCUUAUUGUUCAUGGGGAGCUGGAAAGGAAACCGAAAACUUGUCACUGAAGGUCCCAAAUGAGAUUUCUAAGGUGAAACAGAGAAAACAGAAAGUUCUACUUACUUCUGCUUCUGCCCAAGAUUUGAGGUAUAACGACAUAGAAAAAGAGAAGGAGGAUGUCCAAACUCCUAGAGGAGUUUUAGAAGCUUGCGUGAGAGGCUUUGAAUCCGAGACUAGUACUUCCGAAAACAGCACGACUGAAAAUGGCACGAGUGAGUCAUCAGUGCGUUGUUCAAGUUCGAAUUCACUUUCUCACUGGCGCAAGUUCUUUAAACAAUGGAGUAAAAGAUCGCUUAAGCGCUUAGCCUCCUUCCCUCCGCUUGGUGUGCCGAAGAUAUCAUCACGAAGAAGAAUCAGGAGUGCAAGAGAGGAUCCAGCAUUAACUAAUAUAUACAACUUCAAGUCUUCGUUGGUGAACUUUACCAGCUCUGAGCUCCAAAAGGCGACCGAUAAUUUUAACAGUGAAAACCAAAUUGGAAAGGGUGGUUAUUCAGAAGUUUACAGGGGUUGUUUGAAAAGUGGGCAGCUAAUAGCAGUCAAGCGGCUGACGAAAGGAACAGCAGAUGAGAAAACAGCAGGCUUUCUAUCUGAACUUGGCAUUAUAGCUCAUGUUGAUCAUCCUAAUGCCGCUAAGUUAAUUGGAUGUUGCGUUGAAGGAGGAAUGUACCUCGUUUUUGAAUUAUCUUCACUUGGGAGUUUAGGAUCGCUCCUGCACAGUCCGAAGGCUAACAAACUUGAUUGGAGUAAAAGAUACAAAAUUGCUUUGGGGACAGCAGAUGGUCUGCUAUACCUUCAUGAGAGUUGCCAAAGGCGAAUCAUUCAUAGAGAUAUCAAAGCCGAUAAUAUUCUGCUCACAGAGGAUUUUGUGCCUCAGAUAUGUGAUUUCGGGCUUGCAAAGUGGCUCCCCAAACAAUGGACUCAUCACAAUGUCUCUAAAUCUGAAGGCACAUUCGGGUAUUUUGCUCCCGAGUAUUUCAUGCAUGGAAUAGUAGAUGAAAAAACCGAUGUUUAUUCUUUUGGAGUCCUACUCUUGGAGCUUAUAACCGGGCGUCCAGCUUUGGAUGAUCUUCAGAACAGCCUUGUUCUUUGGGCAAAGCCUUUGCUUGAUAACAAUGAGAUCAAGGAGCUUGUUGAUCCUAAUAUUGGCGACAACUAUGACCAGAAAGAGAUGGAUCACAUGAUUUUGACAGCGGCUUUAUGCAUCGAGCAGUCUUCUAUUCUACGUCCUCGCAUGAGUCAGGUUGUGGUGCUGCUGAGAGGCGAUGAAUACGUAUCCAAAUGUGCAAAAGAGUCGAAAAGGAGGUCCAUACAAAGAACAUACUCGGAAGAACUACUGGAUGCACAAGAGUACAAUUCAACAAAGUAUCUGGGCGAUCUCAACCGACACAAGCAGGUCGCUUUUGGUUCUUGAGAUAGGCGGAUAGAACAUUUAAACAAUGUUAAUUCUAGCUGCUCUCAUAGACUUAUCAGUUUCCGGGGUGCUUGCAAUCCCCAUGGAAAUCGAGAAAGUGAUUGAGAACAGUGCUGCUAGCCAUUUAUGUCGAAAAACAGCAUCACCGGCAUGUUUCUGAUGGCCCCGAAAAUGAUCAAGUAUGCACAACUGCAUUGCAAGUUCAAGUCGGAUGCGCGAAAUAUGAAAACCCCAGGAUGUACUUGUUUAAACUGCACGUAUAAAGAAUUUCCUGUUAUAUGUCUGCUUGAGAAUUACUUUUGUUUGGACUUUUGGAAGAAAAAUUUCAACUUCAUGGGUUCUUCAA
This is a messenger RNA of Malus domestica (apple), 2252 nucleotides long. RefSeq names its product receptor-like cytosolic serine/threonine-protein kinase RBK2. Gene Ontology annotation, biological process: protein phosphorylation. Gene Ontology annotation, molecular function: ATP binding; protein kinase activity. Lineage: Eukaryota; Viridiplantae; Streptophyta; Magnoliopsida; Rosales; Rosaceae. The record is from RefSeq and is a predicted model, not a curated record.